Molecule: messenger RNA, 801 nt
Organism: Canis lupus familiaris (dog)
Lineage: Eukaryota; Metazoa; Chordata; Mammalia; Carnivora; Canidae
Gene: RBP7
Product: retinol binding protein 7
Exons: 5
Coding region: 48-605 (185 amino acids)
Biological process (GO): fatty acid transport
Cellular component (GO): cytosol; nucleus
Molecular function (GO): fatty acid binding
Source: RefSeq, a predicted model, not a curated record
CGAGGCCCGGCCGCCCGGCCCGCCCGCCACUGUCGCCCUGCCCCGCCAUGCCCGCCGACCUCAGCGGCACCUGGAACCUGCUCAGCAGCGACAACUUCGAGGGCUACAUGCUGGCCCUAGGCAAAUGGAGGAAGGCAGAGAGCUUUGCUUCUGUCAGCUUCUUCCCCAUAGUCGUCGGUUCGAUGUGCUCAGUAUGCCAGAGUGGCGUCUCUUGGGGUGGCAUAUUCUGCUCACCCUUCAACCUGAUUCCCAUUUCCUUCCUGGUUCUAAUGCGUAUUGACUUUGCUACUCGUAAGAUAGCCAAGUUGCUGAAGCCACAGAAAGUGAUUGAGCAGAAUGAAGAUUCUUUUACCAUCCACACCUACAGCAGCUUGAGGAACUACCUUGUUACAUUUAAAGUUGGAGAAGAAUUUGAUGAGGAUAAUAAAGGCCUGGAUAACAGAAAAUGCAAGAGCUUGGUCACUUGGGACAAUGACAGACUCACCUGUAUCCAGAAGGGGGAGAAGAAGAACAGAGGCUGGACCCACUGGAUGGAAGGAGACAAACUCCACUUGGAAAUGUUCUGUGAAGGCCAAGUGUGUAAACAGACGUUCCAGAGAGCCUGAACUGCGUCCAGCAACAGAACCCACGUGUGACUGCAGUUGAAUGUUGAAUUCUAUUCUAAAAUGAAGAGAUGCUAAUCUGUCCUGGUUUGGUGAUGGGAACUUGUGGUCAGAGACCUGUCCUACAGCCUGUACCAGAAGCCAUUUACUCAGAUUAUGGGAAGACGUUCAGUUCAAUAAACCUGUCCAAUGACUCUGA